AGUUCGAAGCUUUAAACUGUAACCGGCCAACCGCGGCAAGGAUGCCCGCUAACUUUAUCCUCUCCGGGUAGUGCACACUCCGUCUGAAGCAAUUCGACAGCCAUGUCGAGAGGGACAGACCGUCUGGUGAAGAGUGUUCAACAGUUCAUCGGGGUUCGGUACAAGGUUUUUUCGACUCGUUAUGGCCAGCAGCUCAUUGACAUUUUUGAGUUCCCUAUUAAGCUCGUUUUGUCUCCUUUCACUCUGGCUUUCGACAUUGCCGGCUCUGCUCCUCGUGGCUUCGGUGUUCCUGAGCUUAUCUCUAAGCUUUCAUAUGCUUCCGUCUUCGCUAUUGCAACCUUGGGGACUUAUGACAUUGCAUUAGAGAUGGGCAGAAAGGUGAUAUGCCAAAGGAAUUGUCGAACAUGCAAUGGAUGGCAAGCCUUGCGGUGUACAAUGUGCCGAGGAACUGGAAUGGUGCAUUAUCAAGUUAAAAAUUACAAAUUGAAGAGUGGGGAGAAACCAACUGCUGAAUCUGUAGCAGAUGCCAUUGCUGAUAAUCGGGCCGAGUUAGUGCAUCUGCCAUCCUCGUUGGGUUUCACAACACCAUUACCAUCAAAAGACUGUCCCUCAUGUGAUGGAACGGGAGUAAUGAGCUGUCCAGAAUGCAAACACAAAUUACAAAUUAGGAUCUCUGCGGAUGAUAUCAUGGAGCCCCCGUGGACAGCCUAUAAUGUGUUGAGAAGGAUGGAAUAUCCCUAUGAGCACAUUGUACACAGUAUGAAAGAUCCCAGUAUUGCUGCAUUUUGGCUUAUUACCUUUCCUCAGAUUAUGGGUGGAUUUAACUAUGAUGAUGAGGUGAAGCAGAAAAUCUGGUGGCAGUACAAGGAAUCCAUGCGAUAUGAUCAGCUCCGAGAUGUAGUGGCCAAACGGAAACCUGGGUGGGAAUAUCUGCAGGAAGCCUUGAAAUCUAUAGACCCUGAGCGUGCAAGGGAUGAUCCUGUUAUAGUGAAGAGUGUUCCCCACUAUAAGGCUAAGAAGGCCCUAGAAGCAGAGGUUAUGAAGCUUGAUCCUCCACCAAGACCUCCAGCUUGGGGUGAGCUGGACCUUCCAUUGAAUGCAUCCUCUUGGAGCGAGGAGGAUCUCAAAGAUCCUCAGAAGUUCUAUGAAAUGACUGUUCUCCUAAAUGCUCAAAGAGAAAUUGCUGAUAAAAUCUUGGAUGCGCAAUGGGAGACUAAGUGGCGACAAGAUAAGGUGAACGAGAUGCUGGAGCAAAAGGUGCGGCCAUACAUUCAAAAUAUGGACAACGCAGUCCUUUCCCAGCCUAUAUUGUUGCAACAACAAACUGAGGAUAAGAAGAGGCGCCGUCGACAACGAAGGUGGUUCUUCUUUUGACAAACGUGUUUAUGGUUUUCCUUAGUCAGUUGUUCAUUCAAAUCCUGCCCACCUAAGGAUUUGGUCAUUUUUCAUUGGUGUAAGUCUUAAUACAGUGCCUGUGAUCUUAUAGUUAUGGAUUUAUACUGAGAAGUUGUUUUGAGCCGUAACGGAAGAAAUGUUAGCAUUUCUGAACAGAGAAACAGGUUGCUGCAUAGCGUGACAAGUAUCAUGAACCACCGUGCUCCCAAAGCUACACGUAUCACGGGAUUAUUGACUUUUUUCCAAUUCAAAUUCACUUGAUCAACCAUUAGAGUCACUUAUAGGAAGAAUAGUUCGUUGUGCGUGUUCACCAAUAUUUUGUUUUCCAGUUUGAAGUGGAAGACAGUAAAUGAAAAGUAACCUGCUUAACCCGUUUUAACGUGGUGAGGAUCUAAGGACUAUGAGCAAAGUCAGAAGAAUUUUUGUCUGGUUAAGAAAAGUUUCAAGAGCAAACCUUUCACACCCUGAAGUACUGUUGAAAUGGAUGAUAGGUUACAUAAAGCUUCCGAAAUCUUUGUAAUCUUGACUUUUAAACGAUUUGUGUGUGUUUUUAAGAAUAACAUUAAUUUCUGAGAUUUCAGUGAAGGUGAUAAUAUCA
Molecule: messenger RNA, 1993 nt
Organism: Neltuma alba
Lineage: Eukaryota; Viridiplantae; Streptophyta; Magnoliopsida; Fabales; Fabaceae
Exons: 12
Coding region: 103-1374 (423 amino acids)
Cellular component (GO): chloroplast
Source: RefSeq, a predicted model, not a curated record